Messenger RNA from Megalopta genalis, 2580 nucleotides. RefSeq lists its product as uncharacterized. Gene Ontology annotation, biological process: monocarboxylic acid transport; transmembrane transport. Gene Ontology annotation, molecular function: monocarboxylic acid transmembrane transporter activity. The record is from RefSeq and is a predicted model, not a curated record. NCBI's taxonomy places the organism in Eukaryota, Metazoa, Arthropoda, Insecta, Hymenoptera, Halictidae.
AACCAUAUUUCAUUCUUCUUAAGGACCAGUACUUAGUGCGAUGGCAUUGUGUACAUAGAUAAGAGAGUCUCCGAAUUCGUUUGAUUCUUGUUUCGUUCAGUCAAAAACCACCCAGGAGUCUGUCGUACAGUGUGCAGAAUUAGAUAAUUAAAGGUGUUAUUUUCCUGUUCUAUUACCGAAACGCGAAAAGUUCGAUUUUCAUCGAGUGAAGAAUGUGUGCCUUUACAUGGAAAAAGAAUAAAGCAAAAGAGAAUUAAAUGUUAUAAUCGUAAAGAAACGAAGAAAUAAUGAGAGGAGACUUAGUAUUUCUGUAUCAAAUAGUUCCCGUGCAAUGUGUGUAGACUCUACAAAAAUAAUAUGGUAACUAAGACCAACGGGACAUCUGCGAUGACAACAAUGAAGGAGACGUUCGUUGAGGACCAAAAGAAGUCACGAAAUAGUAGAUUGCUCUAUGAAGAUGAAGAGAACGAAGAGGAACUCACGCUGGAAGACUUGGCUCCUGAUGGUGGUUGGGGCUGGAUGGUGAUGUUCGCCAUGAUAUUAAUAUUCGUUACAAUAUUUGGACCAUCUUCGUCGUUUGCAAUUAUAUAUGCUGACCUCCUUGAGGCGACAGGUCAGCCUGGCACUGCCUUGACCGUGUUUAAUUCAGUUUUUAUGAUCACGUUCUCUAUUGCUGGCUUAAUUACAAACACGUUGCUGAAGAGGUACGCGAUGAGGCCAGUAGGUUUGUUUGGCGCUGUGAUUUUCUCAGUGUCGAACACCGCUAUGGCUUUUGUCACCAACUUCUACGAAAUGGCUUUUCUCAAUUUAUUUCAAGGACUAGGCCUCGGACUGAUCAUCACGAUCUGUAACACGAAUUUCAAUGCUUACUUCGUGAAGAAACGAGCCCCAGUAAUGAGCGCGGCUCAAGUUAUCAUUGCUUUAGGUGGUAUUGUAUAUCCCAUACUCAUAGAGAAGUUAAUGACGGCUUACGGAUUUCGUGGCACUGCACUAAUAACGGGCGCCAUGAGCUCGAACUGCAUCGUGGGCAUGACUAUGAUGCAUCCAAUUGAAUGGCACGCAAGGAACCCGAAAGAUGUCCGAGCAGAAAGGGCGCGUGAAAGGGAGGAACGAAAAUUAUGUGGAGUAGUAUCGGUGAAUCGUCGUUCCGUGGACAUCUGCCACUUUUCCAUUUCCGCGAAAACAAGAUGCAGUAGCUUGACGAGUCUGAAGGGAGACGGCGGGAAACAAAUUCCGCUUUUGAUUGAAACGUUGAAGGAGCCAGCAAAAAGAGUAGCCUCAAUUUCAGAACUCGAGAGCAAGAUUCAGAAUCGAAUGAAGUCGGGUUCGAUGCGAGAACUUUUGACGAGACGCAUGUCGGCGCUUUCGUCUACCAGUGUGACGAAUUUAGUGACGAGUAUCGGGGCGUUCGGUGACAGGAAUCAUUUUGAGAAAAAUAAGGAGAAGAGAAAUGAAAAAGGCGUUCAAGUGUCCAUGAAUGACGAGAGUAACGAGAAAGGUCCUUUAAAAGAAAUUUUGGGGGAUCUUCUGGACAUGUCGCUAUUAAAGAACUUAUGUUUUUUAAAUAUGUGUUUUGGUAUUAGUUUUGUGUUGUCGAGCGACUUCACGUUUUCUUGCCUGGUGCCGCUAAUGAUGGCGAAAUCCGGUUAUAAUAAGGCACAGGCGGCUCUUGCAAUUACUAUCAGCGCAUCUGCGGAAUUAGCGUCGAAAAUUCUGCUCGCGAUUUUCACUCUGCUGGUGAAUGUCAAGUCGAAAUACAUAUUCUUCAUUGCUAUGAUUAUCAUGGCGUUCGCAAAGUUUGGUUACUUAUUUUAUAGCAGCUCCUUAUCCGGCACGUAUAUCAUGAUAGCAGUGAUAGGAGUAGUUAGAUCAUGGUUGUUAGUUCCUCAAGCAUUGGUUGUCAUAGAAGAUAUCAGUGUUGAUAAAUUCGCGUCCGCGUAUGGAAUCUGCGGUGCCAUUAGUGGCAUCAUCAAUAUUCUAUUUGGUCCAAUUGUUGGGUUGAUGAAGGAUUGGACCAAUAGUUUCGUGGUCUGUCAGCUUGCACUUAUAGCAAUGAACGUCCUGUUCGUUAUUCCGUGGUCAAUACAGUUCCUUUCAGUGGAAUUACCAAAGAGAAGAAAGGGACGGGCGGAUAAAAUGGCUGCCCAAUCUUCCGGUUUCACCCCGAAUUGAUUCACACCAACAGAAAUACGAAAGCAUAAAGAAUUCGUAAGCGCAGGCAAGAUGAAAAUGUCUACUUCGAGAGCAAACUUUUGCACAAAGCGAAAACAUUCCUGUAAAGUUUAGUAAUACAGCUGUACGAAUGUGUGAUAAAAUGCUUCAUUCGCGAAAUGAAAAUUUUGGAAGUGCAUCGUUCCUUAGUAAUUCUGCAAACUUAUUUUAUAGCAACCAUAGAGUGAAACAGCUUUUUCAUGAUAUUUCACAGAGUAGAUGUUUUAAAGUUGACUCUUAUACGAAUGUAAUGUCAACGAAAUAUUGUAACGAUUGUAGAUAUGUAAUUAGAGCAACAUAUAAAAUAGUGACUUUUAUAUUGACAGUGCUAUUAUCGAAGGUGAAAAUAAAAGAAAUUAUAACUUGGAA